AUGAAAAGUAACCAUACGAUGAAAUCCAAAACAUUAAGCUUAAUGAGAAAAUAUAUAGGGACCAAUAAAAAUUUUUAUAGAAAAGUUAUUAUAAAUCCAACUUUAGAAGAUGAUUUACAAAAAUUUUGUAAAAAUUAUUUUAGAAUAUAUACCUUCUCUUUAUAUAACUUUAUUAGAAGAUUGAUUUCUUUUGACGCUGUAGUUGUAUAUCUAUUAUUUUUAAUUGUUUAUAUAAUUUCAGAAAUUAGUCAAGGAAUAACCAAUAAAUAUGUAAUUAUAGAUACAGCAAUUUCUCUUAUUUUAAAUUUUGCAAUUUUAGUUAUUAUAGAAUCUCUUUUUGAGCUAAAACAAUUCAAAGAUAUCAAAGAUGCAAAUUCACAAUUUUAUCUUAGAAUAGUACCAAAAAUGUCUUAUUUUGAGAAAGUUAUGACUAAAGAUAUAAAAGUAGGAAAUAUAAUUAGGGUUUUUGAAGGUGAUGAGUUCCCAGCUGAUGUUGUUAUACUUUAUGUAAAAAAUAAUUUAAAUGCAGUUGUAGAUUCAUUUAAAAUAGAUGGGCUAUUUAGAAAAAGCAUUAAAUAUCCUGUAGAUAAAUAUAAAAUUGAUAGAGAUUAUUUAAAAAUGUUAUCAGAAAUAAAUGGCGUUAUUAAAUGUGAAUUGCCUAACAAAAAUAUUUUCUGUUUUCAAGGAAGUUUCAAAUUAGAUAAGCACCCAAGAUCAUUACUUUUAAAUUACGAUAAUUUUGCUCUACAGUCUUCUAUUUUAAAAGGAGCAGAAUAUAUAGAUGCAGUAGUUGUAUAUACUGGUGCUGAUACAAAAAAAAAUUUGAAUAUACCUCAGAAAAUAGAAGAUAAUAGAACAUUUUGCAUAAAAAUGAACAAUGUUGUAUAUUACUUGAUAUUUAUGUAUUUUUUUUUUGUUCUGUCAAGUAUAAUAAUAAAAUUUGCAUUUUUUGAAAGAACAUUUUCAUAUCAAAAUAAAAAAGAAGGUUUCUUUACUAUUCUAGAAGAUUUUAUUGGUCUUUAUAUACUAGUCUUACCUAUUAUGAUGUACUCGGAAAAAAGUCUUAUAUACAUUAUCCAAAGUUUAAGAAUAGAAAAUGACAUAAGAAUGAGAGAAGAUAUAAAAAAUGAAAAACCUAAAGUUUUUAAUAAAAAUAAAAAUGAUGCAUUGGGUACUGUUGACUUAUUAGCAACAGCAAGAAAUGGAAUUCUUGUAAAAAAAAAAGAAUUAUUUUCAUCAUGCGUAAUUAAUAAUGUAAUAUAUGCAAAAAACGAUUUUGUUUAUUCUCGUAAAGAUUUUAAAUUACCUACUCUAAACAUACUAGAUGCAGAAAGAAAAGAUGUUGUAGAGCUUUUAAACUUAGACGAGAGAAUUUUUAAAGAUCCCGAAAAUUUAUUCUUUCCUUCAAGGGAUUUUGUUUUAUUUUUAAAAUUAUUUGAAAAAAAAAUAAAUUCAAUAUAUGAUCCAUUUGUUGAUGACUUAUCUACAUUAUUGAAAGAGAAAUAUAAAAAUUAUUUAAACGAAGAAAUUUUCAAUAAGAAUGCUAGAAUUACAAGCUUUAUAAAAUCCAAAUUAAAUGUUGGAUACAAUCAAUUUUAUGAGAAUAAUACAAGCAGUUAUAACUGUAAAGAAGUAAUUGAUGAUGCACAAGAAUGUAAUGAUCAAUCAAUGAGAAUAGAAGAGUUUAUAUUAGGAAUGUGUGCUUGUAAUAGAAUAGUAAUUUAUAAUGAAAAAUGCCUAGAUAUGAUAUUAAAAGAAUAUAAAAGCGAAAAUUUUAGUGAUCACUAUAAUAAAUAUGAAAAUGAAAACGAUAAUGAUGGAUAUAAUUAUGUAGAUGAAUCAGAUGAAGAAAAUUUUAACUGUAUUGAGCACGAAGAUAUAUGUUUAUACAAUGCUGUAAAAAAUAUAGGAUUUAAAAUUUAUUGCUAUAAGAAUAACUUAUUUCUUUAUAAUUUAAGAAAUGAAUGUAAAGAAUAUUUUUUAAUUUGUUUUAAUGAUUUUUUAAGAAGCAAUGAUUUUUCUAUGUGCAUUUUAAAAAAUGCAAAUGAAUUAGAUAAAGGCACAAUAUAUGUUCGUGGUUAUGAUUUUAACAUUAUUCCUUGUUUAUCACAAGAAAAAAAUAAUAUAAAAAAAAUUAAAAAGAUUAUAAAACUAUAUACUUUGAAUUAUUUAAAAGUUAUAUUAAUUUGUAAAAAAGAGAUUAGAAACGAAGAAAUAGCAAAGUAUAUUUUUCUAAAAAGUGUUAGAAAGAAAAUGUCUUUUAAAUUAUACGAUUUAAUUAAAUUGUUUUUUUUAUAUGAUUUGGAAGUAGUAGGAAUAAUUGGUUUAAAAAGUUCUUUAAAAGAAGGUGUAAAAGAAACAUUUACUGAUAUAAUAAAUUUUGAUAUUAGAUCAUGGAUUUUUACAAAUGAGUGUGCAAAGAAUACUUAUUUAACAGCACUUGAAUGUAAUUUAAUUACUUCUAAAUCAAAUUUAUUCUUAAUUAAUUUUUAUAAUAUUCAAGAUCCAGAAUAUAUGGCAAAUGUUUUAUUUAAUAAUUUCACUGAAUCUUUAGAUAAAUUAAAAUCUAGCUCUUAUGCUAUUGCAAUAAAUGAUUCAAGUAUAAAAAAUAUUAUGAGUAAUGUUGAGACAAUGAAAAUAUUUUUAUAUAUAGCCAUGAGAGCAACGGUUGUUUUAUUUUGUAAGUUGAAAAAUGAAACUAAAGGAAAAAUAAUAAAAAAAUUACUUUCUUUAACAAACCCACGGCUAACAAUAUUAGGUGUUGGUUCCACUUUAAAUGAUGCCUAUUUAUUAAAAAACACAACUAUAAGUGUAUGUUUAAGUUUAAAUGAGCAAGUUAAUGUUCUUUAUAAUAUUUCUGAUUAUGUAUUGCAUGAAUUUAAAUUUAUUAGUGACUUACUAAUAUUAGGUAGAUUAAAUAGAUUUUCAUUAUGUAGAACGUUUUUGUGGAUAAUAUACUUAAAAGUCAUGAUGGCUUCUUUCUAUUUUUUUCAUAAUUUUGAUAAUUCCUUUUCCGGAUCUUCCAUUUCAUCAAUAUUAUAUUCACAAACAACUUUCUCCAUAUUUCACUAUUUUUUAAUUAUAGCAUUUUCAGCAUAUGAGAUAGAUUUGCCUUAUAAAUUUAUUAGACUUAUUCCUUAUAUUUACCAAUUAUCUAGAAGGAAAUAUUUUCUAAAUAAUACAAUUAUAUUUUUAACUAUAUUAGAGGCUUUUCUUACUUCUUUAAUUUCUUAUUAUAUAUUAAAAAAUAGCGUUUUUCAUUUAAUUUCUCAUAGAACGUUUACAUUUCAUAUAUUUAUCCUUAUAUUUUUUUUAACUUCUGAAAAGAUUGUUCUACUUUCAAAAACAUGGCAUUUGUAUUUUUUUAUUAUGACAGUUUUAAUUAUUUGCUUUUUGUUUAUAUAUGUAAAUGUAUAUACAUUAAUUGAUUGUAUAAAAUUAGGGAAGUGUGAAUUAGGUCUUUUUCAAACUGAGGACUUAUAUUUUUGGUUAUCCUUAUUACCAAUUUUAUAUAUUAACUUUUUGAUUGAUAAAAUUGGAAAAUUUAUAAAUAAUAAAAUUUAUCCUGAUAUAUCUGAUUAUUUACGUAAGGGUUUUGUAAAUCUGAAUAUUAAAAAAAAACUGAAAGAUUCAGACAUCAUAAGUAAUAAAAAAAAGGAAUUCUCGGAUUUCAAUAAAAAUAAAAAGUUACAAAAAUUAAUACCUAAACCAAACAUUUAUCACAUAAAAGAUGACAAUACAUAUUAUAGUAAAUCAAAAAAAAAUAAAUUCAUUUAUAGCGCCUUUAGAAAAAUUAUAGAUAUAAAUGUAAAAUACAGAAAUCAACAACUAAAUUUGGAAUAUAAAACAUAUGAAAAAAGGAAUAAAUUAAAAUUAAGAAUAAUUGUAAUAUUGUUGUUUUUUAUUUAUUUCUUGAUUUUUUUUUCUCAAGCAAUAACAUUUAAGGCAAUAAAAUUUUCAUUAAAAUAUGCUACUCUUAUUACUUUGGUCAAUUAUACUUUAGCAACAAUAAUUUUAAUUUAUAUAAGAAAGAAAAAUAAAUCUAAUUCAACUCUUUUUUUUUUUAUGGCAAGGUUGUUAUUAAUACUUGGAUUUUUUUUAGAAUUAUAUGAAAAUGUUAAUAAUAAUUUAAUAAAUUUGCUAGUUGUCUAUUCAUUUACAGUCUCUUAUAUAUUUUUUUUUUCUUUUAAAAUUUUAGAAGGAUUAAUCAUUUGCACAAUAAUACUAUCUAUGUCAAUAUGGGUAUAUUAUAAUGAAAGUAUGAAUAUUAGUCUUGGUUGUUAUAAAUUUUGUGACAAUCCUUAUUUAACUAGAAAGAAUUUUGAAGAUGUAAAUGUAUCUUGUUUAUGUAAGCAACAAGUGAUUAUCUUUUUUAUAUGUAUAUUUAGUUUUACUUUAAUUUGUCUAUCGAUGAAAUAUUAUGAAAUUUAUUACGUAAAAAAAAAGUUUUUAUUUAGAUAUAAACAGAAGGUAAAUUUAGCUAAACAAAUAGAAAUCUUGCAUACAAUGUUACCCAGCUUUUUAGUUGAAUAUUUAUUAAUAAGUGAUCCAAAGGCGGAUGGGAUUAUGGUAGGUAAAAAUAUAUCAGGUGAAGAUAGAGGUAUUAUAUCAGUAAUUUUUUGUGAUAUAGAUGAUUUUCAGAAUAUGGUUACAACAUUACAACCACAAGCUCUAGUAGAAACAUUAGAUAAUUUAUAUUUGUAUUUUGACAAAUGUAUAAAAUACUUUAAUUGCAUAAAAAUAGAAACUGUGUUUGAAUCAUAUUUAGCUGCUUCAGGCUUAAAUGAAAAGCAAAAUGACUGUAUAUACAAAAUAAAAUAUGAUACAAAAUGUGCUAUAAGAUUAGCUAUAGCUCAGUUAAGUGCUAAAUAUUAUAUAUCUUAUAAAGUAUUAGAUGUUCAAUCAAAUUCAUUAGAUAACACCUUUCCAGUUGAUAAAUAUGUGUAUAAAAGUAUUAGUUUGAGGAUAGGUAUACAUACCGGAAAAGCUAUAAGUGGAGUUAUUGGAUCAGUUAAACCUCAGUAUUCACUUUUUGGUGAUACUGUUAAUACUGCAUCAAGAAUGAAAUCUACUUCAUUACCUGAUCAUAUUCAUGUUUCUCAAGACACUUACAAAUAUUUAGAAGAAGAUAAGACAUUAUUAUGGAAAGAAAGAAAAAUUUUUAUCAAAGGAAAAGGAGAAAUGAAGACCUACUUAUUGGUAGAUAUUCUCGAUGAUUAUAAAAGUAAAAGAGAAGAUUCAGAAUUAGAGCCUUCCAGCUCGAUACUAUCAGAGAACACUAAAAAAAAUUUAGAAAUAAAUAAAGAUAAUGAGGAAGAAAAAAUAAAGAAAAAAGAAAAGAGAGAAGAAAAGGAUGAAAAAGUAGAAAUAAAAAAAAAAAAAAAAAAGGAAAAUAAAGAAAAUAUAAAAGAAGAUAAAGAAGGAAAAAUAAAAACAGAAAGUAAAUUAACUGAAGAUAACCUUUAUAUGUAUGAUAAAGAAAAUUUUAAUGAUACUAGUAGUAUAGAAAGAAAAAGUUUCUUUUCGUAUUCAAAAAUUGAUGAUGAAAAUGCAAAUUAUAUAAGUUCUGACAAUUUAGAAGAAAUAAAAAGUUUAAAAAAAAAACCACCAUAUAAAUUUGAAUCUCGAGUGAUUUUAAAUAAUGAAGCACUUAAAAGAAAAAAUAAAGAAUGCGAUUUUUUUACUUCCCCAUAUAGGGAAGACGGAGAUUUAGACUAUAUGAAAAGGCAAAAUGCAAAAAAGAGAAAAAAGAAGAAAAAAAAAACAAAAAAAAAAUUACGUUACUUAAAAGAGUAUUCAUCUAGUUUUAAUGGGAAAAUUGAAAUGAAAAAUGCCAUAAAAAAAUAUAUAAAGGAAAGAAAAGAUUAUCAAAAGAAUUUUUAUCCACCUAAUUUUAAUUUUAACAGGUACUUGAAAACUUCCAAUGACAUCAAAAAGGACAAAAGCAAAAAUCAGGAGUAUACUUAUAGUUAUGAAGAAAUUUCCUAUAAUUUUUUAAAUGAUAGCUUUACGUCGAAUUAUGAAUAUGCUACUGAGUCUGAAAAUUAUAGAGAACAUUUAAAUCAGAAUAAGAAAUUUAUUAAUUUUGAUGAUUUGUUCACUAAAAUACAUAGAAAAAAAAAACACUUAUUAAAAACAGAAAUUAGUAUAGAAGGGGAAAAAAAAAAAAAAAAUUUUUUUAGGAGAAGAAAAAAUGAUAAUGAAGAAUAUGAUAAUUCAAAAAUGAAGGAUAAAAAAUUUUUUUAUUUUUCUGAGCAUCAAACACAAAGAGUAAUAGAUGAUGAAUCUAUUGAAUAUUAUAAUAAUAUGUUUUAUCAAAAUACUAAAAAUAGAACUAAACGUUCUAUUUCUUUGGAUAACAAAUAUAGUAUAAAUGAAAAUAAGGAAUAUUUAAACAAUUAUCUCUUUCAGAAAGAGAAAUGUUCACAACAUAAAAAUAAUAUUAUACUGGAAAAAAAUAAAAGAAAAAAAAAAAUAAGUAAACAUAUUAGAAAAAAAAAAAAAAAAUGUAAGUAUGUUUUAAAUGAUAACCAUAAAACAUAUUUCAUUGGCAAUAAUUAUAGUACAGGAAAUUUAAUUAUUAAUAGUAAUAAAAAAAAAAAAUACAAAGAAAAGAAAUUCAUUACAAAUAAUUUUAGAAAUAAAAGUAUUAAUAAAAAUAAUAAAGAAUCAAAAAAAAUUAGUUUACAACAUAAUUUCUUAAGUAACAACUUAAAAAAUAGUAGAAAUAAAUGUUCAAAUAAUAAUUUAAGUAUUAGAUAUAUAUUUAGAAACUCUAAUGUGAAUAGUAAUACUAUAGAAAGUGAUUAUAUAAUAGUUUAUAAUAAGUUUAAUAAUAUGGUAGAUAACAAACUAAAAAAAAAUAAUUAUCCAAAUUAUAAAAAAUUUUAUAAAGAUUGGCAUAAAAAAAGCACAAUUAUUAAGGGUAAUAUGAACCAUAAGUUAAUAAAUAAGAAUAAAAAAAAAAUAGAAAGAAAUAAAAUAGAAAAUAUAAUCAAAAUGGAAUAUAAAAAAAUUCCUAAAGAUUACAACUUGAGUGAUAUGGCAUUAAGCGAUACCUAUACAAUCACAAAAAAUAGUAUAAAUCUCAAUCAUAGUAUAGAGGAAAUAAAAAAAAGUAAUAAAAAAUUUUUUAUUGAAGAUAAUGCGAAAUUUGGAUCAACUAUAAAUAGAGUAUCAUCUGGGAUUAAACAAAAAAAAGAAAAUGAUAAAUCUAAUAAGAUUAAUAAAAAAAGUUCUAAAAAUAAAGAUAGGGACCAAUUUAAAUUAAAUGUAGAAAAUUUUUUUAAAAAAAAAGAAGUUAAUUUUAAUAAUGAAAAUUCUGCAAAUAUUGAAGAUAAUAAUAAUUUACCUAAUGAUAGUGAAAGAACUAAUACACAAAAUAAUAUUAAGAAAGAAGAUGAAAAUGAAGAAAAGAAAAAUGUUAACAAAGAAGAUCAAGAAGAUGAAAAAGACAAAGAAAAUGAAGAAUACAAAAAAAUUAAAAAAAAGGUAUCAAAAAAAUUAAGUUUUUAUAGUUUGAAAGAAAAAAGUUAUUUAACUGAUACUUUUGGUGAUAGCUCUUUUGCAAUAAAAUCUAAUGAAACAAAUAUUAGAAUAAAAGAAAAUGUAAAAAAAGAAUAUUUUAUCUUGAGUCCAUCAAUUAAAAAAAAAAAAAACAUUUUUACUAAAAUUAAUAAUAUAUUUGCAAAUUAUUUUAAGAGUAUGGAUUUAACUGAAAAAUCAAACUCUAUUAAAAAUACACUUAAAAAUAUUCCAACAAGACAAAAUAAAUCAAAAAAUAAUGAGAAAAUUAUUAAUUCACAUAUAAAUGUUAAUAACAAGAAUUUAGAUUUUGCAAAUAAGUUUGAUAACUAUAAUAAGAAAUUAUUAAAGAAAUUAACUUCAACAUUACAAUUAAAUAAAAAGAAAGUAAAAAAUUUCAAUACUUUUUAUUAUAAAUUUAAUGAUGAAGAAUUAGAAGAAGAGUACUCAAGAAAUUAUUAUAGAGAAAGAAUAAAUAUUGAUUUAACAAAAAAGUUAAUUAUUAUAUUUGUUGUUUCAGAAUUAAUUUUAGGAUUGUGUAAUGUGAUAGAGUUAUCCUAUUACGAUAAGAGUUCUAGAAAAAAUGAUUUCAUAGUAAUUAUUUGGUUAAUACGAUCUAUAUAUUUAUUUAUAAUAACAUACAUAUGGCUGUUAUUAAAAGUAAAGCUAAAAGAAUAUAAAAAUAAUUCUAGUAAGAUGAUGUGGACUACAUUUAUUUUAAAUAUAUUUUUAUCUUCCUGGUGUAUUAUGAUAAUAGAUUUGUCUUGUAUACAUUUUAGUAAUUUGGUUGGUAAUUCAAAUGAGAGAUCAUUAUUCCUUAUGAAAGAUGCAACUGAAUUAGUUAUUUGUAUACAGCUAAUAUUUAUUAAAAAUAUGUUAUUUAAGCAUAAAUUCUUUUUUUUAGUAUUUUUUUUUAUUUUCCUUGUUUAUUCAUUUAGUAAAUUAUUUAGUGUAACAAUGCAUGAAACACGAGUCUGUUUUAGUAUAAUUUUAAUUCUUUUUAUUAAUAUACUAUAUUUUUGGUAUUCAGAAUAUCUAGAUAGAAUACAAUUUUUAGUAAAAAGAAAAAGAAAUAGAAUGGAAAAGACGUCUCAAGAUUUUCUAACAAGAAUAUUGCCAAGACAAGUUUUAGAAGAAUAUCAAAAUGAUAAUUUACAAUUAACAUAUAGGCAUGAAAAAAUUGCUUUUUUAUUUGCUGAUAUUGUUGGUUUCACAAAAUGGAGCAAGACUGUUGCUCCUAAAGAUGUUUUAAAAUUGUUACAAAAACUAAUUUCUAAAAUAGAUAAAGACACAAUUAAACUAGGCUUAUACAAAUUGUUUACAAUUGGGGAUGCCUAUGUAGCAACUAGUCAGCCAAAUUCAUCUAUAACUGAUGAAAGUGAAGCUGUUGAAGGAAUAUUAAAUAUUUUUAAGCUAGCAAAACUUAUUUUACAUAAUAUUAAUACUAUUAAAAUCCAAUUUAAUAAGCAUGAUUUUAAUAUGAGAAUAGGAUUACAUUAUGGUUCUUGUGUUGGUGGAAUAAUUGGAUCUGUUCGAUUAAGAUAUGACAUGUGGGGGUUAGAUGUGUUAAUAGCUAAUAAAAUUGAAUCUAAUGGAAUACCAGGAGAAAUUAUUUGCUCUGAACAAUUUAAAGCAUUUUUCUUAGAAAAUGAGCCACAAGCUAAAUUAAAUUUUUGGUAUUAUAAAACAAUAUAUAUAAGUGAUAAAGAUAUAAAAUUGUAUGUUAUUGAAGACAAAAAUUAUGAAGAAGAUUAUGAUCAAAAAGUUAUAGAUUAUGAAACUUUAUUAAAAUUGCGUAAAGAAAAAGAGAGACAUGAUCUAACAUCUUUUGAUAACUAA
Molecule: messenger RNA, 9363 nt
Organism: Plasmodium relictum
Lineage: Eukaryota; Apicomplexa; Aconoidasida; Haemosporida; Plasmodiidae
Gene: GCbeta
Product: guanylyl cyclase beta, putative
Exons: 14
Coding region: 1-9363 (3120 amino acids)
Biological process (GO): intracellular signal transduction; phospholipid translocation; cyclic nucleotide biosynthetic process
Cellular component (GO): plasma membrane
Molecular function (GO): ATPase-coupled intramembrane lipid carrier activity
Source: RefSeq, a predicted model, not a curated record